This is a messenger RNA of Aplosporella prunicola CBS 121167, 505 nucleotides long. RefSeq lists its product as uncharacterized. The coding region runs from base 1 to 486 and encodes 161 amino acids. Lineage: Eukaryota; Fungi; Ascomycota; Dothideomycetes; Botryosphaeriales; Aplosporellaceae. The record is from RefSeq and is a predicted model, not a curated record. The transcript is spliced from 2 exons.
AUGCCUCUCUACUUGAUUUCUCACAAAGACUCCAUUUCCCCUGCACAGCGAGAUGAGCUUGCUGCUGCAAUCACGAAAACACAUUCAGAUCUGUUUACUACUCCUUCCACCUUUGUCAAUGUGAAGUUUGAAGAUGUCUCCUCUACGCCGUACUAUGUCGGCGGCAAAGCUAAAACCGUUAACGCCAUCCACGCCCACGUCCGCUCCGGCCCCUCACGCCCGCGCUCUUCUUACAACAAGCUUUGUUCAGAGCUACGGUCCGCAUGGGAAGAGAUCUUCUCCGAAAAAUCUAUUCAACUCGACUUGAUCUUCAUCUUGGGGGAUAUCGUGGCCGGCAACAAGUGGGGGUUUAACAUGCCGGAAGCAGGGAAAGACGAGGAAUGGGCAAAAGAAAACUUUGGAGAAUUUGAGAGGCGCGCGGAGAAUGGAGAUGAGGAGUUCAAGGAUUUGGUGGGAGAGUUGAGGACAAGGGGCUUGGGAGUGUAGCGGUAAGUGGGAUGAUGUG